This is a messenger RNA of Nymphaea colorata (pocket water lily), 957 nucleotides long. RefSeq lists its product as uncharacterized. The transcript is spliced from 4 exons. The coding region runs from base 1 to 687 and encodes 228 amino acids. The record is from RefSeq and is a predicted model, not a curated record. Lineage: Eukaryota; Viridiplantae; Streptophyta; Magnoliopsida; Nymphaeales; Nymphaeaceae.
AUGGCGAUCCAAAUCCCCAUUCCAAUGAUUCCAGGAUCAAAAUCUUCAGAUGUUGAUCCCAAGAUUUUGUUCCUGGUGCUGCCAAACACUACCGAUAAGUCCCACAUUUCAAGGGGAAUUUGGUAUUACCAUCUCUCUCUCUCUCUCUCUCUCUCUCUCUCUCUCUCUCUCUCUCUUUUUUCAGGUCCCUGUUCACGGCAGCUGCAUUUCACCUUCAUCCCUCGUUGCGGCAGCUGCCUUUCACCUUCAUCCCUCGUUGCGGCAGCUGCGCUUCACCUUGAUCCCUUUUUGCGGCAGUACCCGGCGGCAGCGAGUGCAGAACUCACCGCCAGAGCAUCGACUUCACAGAUUCAGGAUAGGCCUUCUACCGCAGCAAGGGAACAUCCAACAACGACCCGCCCUUCUGCUACCGGCCUCCAUCCACCAGUGUUCUCCUCCUAUCGUAAGGUGCGGCCUUUCUCAAUCUAUGGCCCUCUCUCACCGGAGCAACUUGGCGUUUCCAGUAUCUCAAUUACAACAAGAGAAUGCUUCAGGAGACAUAUUGGAAUCAUGUUAACUUCACCGACUCUUGGAAUGGAGUAUGGAAGGGCGCCUUUUGCUGCAGUAAAGGCUGAAGCUUCAGCUGCUCCAGCUGUUUCAUCUAACGUUGCACACAAUCCACUUGAAGAAUUUUUCGAGGCAGAUUGAAGCGAAGAAGUUGACAAACCUGUUGUUUAUGGUAGGAUCAUUUGAUUUUGCUUUUUGUUUUCUCCCCCUUUGUUGAUGCUUCCACAUCGUGUUCAUCUCUAAAUGGACGACGUCAUCUUGAUUGCAUUUGGUUGGUUGUGUUAUUCUUGAUGAUUACUUAAUUGAAAACUGUUUAAUGUAUGCAAUUGAACCGCUUCACUUUUUCCUGCCUAGUUGGUUCAGCAUUACCUUGUAGGCAUCGCUACGAGUUUGAUUAUUGAGUCCAAGUAC